AUGACCGUGGGCUUGGUCAACCUCGGUAACACGUGUUACCUCAACUCGGUCGUGCAGUGCCUCUUGCACUGCGACGCCAUUCAUGACUAUUUAAUCAAUUGUCCAGGCCAGUUGGCAGACACACCCGAGCACAGUCUCGUCCGGAGCUUGGCGGAGCUGGCCACGAGCCUGGAUGAGGCGGCAGAGAAUGGUCGUCAGUACCUUACCCCACGCAACCUCACAAGAGCUGUGUGCUACGACCACAAUCUGUUUGAGCCAUACCGACAGCAAGUGACCAGCAGGUGCAAGGGUCAUGAAGUAGGAGCUGUGCUGAUUCGCAAUGCACCCUCCAUCAACGCAGUACCACGUUGCAGUGCACCUGAUGAACAAGCUCGCCGCAAUCGCAAGCAAGAGAGCAUUGUAUCACAGCUGUUUGCUGGCGCCACACGAGGCAGCAUUGAAUGUCUCCACUGCGGUCAUGUCUCCUCAUGCGUCGAGUCCUUUCACGACUUGUCGCUCCAAAUACCUGGCUCUGAGGCCAGCACUGGUUGGGGCAAUGUUUUCCAUGGUAAGGCGCCGCUCUUCUCUGCGAGGUUGACUUGGAGCAGGUUCAAGUGCCACAGCCGAUACGCCUUCGGUUAUACCGCUUUUCUUCCAUGGUGUCGCAGGUGCGGUGGAUUAUGUGACUUCGUGGACACCGUGGGGUGGUGCUGUCGCCUAGAGUUUCCCGUUACCGACGUGCUGGAUCUGUCACCUUACUGCGACACCACGAGCGACACUGCGGCUGCCCAGGACAUUGCGACACUGGGGGCUGACUACGUGCUGGCCGGUGUUGUGACUCACAUGGGAUCGCAGGCAACGAGUGGGCAUUACAUGGCCUACUGUCGCGAUACAGAAACCAACCAGUGGUAUCGUUACGACGACAGCGACGUCCAUGAAGUUUCUGCAUCCGACGUGUCCAAUCGACUUCCGUACAUGCUCUUCUACCGACGACACUCGCCUCAUGCGCAGGAGCAAGUUGACCGAUUAUUGACCGGGUUGCCAGAAUCAGACCAGGGAGAGCCGCUUGCGUACUUAUCGCACGAGUGGCUGACGUUGUGGCGACACUGUGUUCAGCCCCCACCAGUCAAUGAUUUUGAGUUCAUGUGCUCGCAUGGGGCCGUGCAGCCUCACAAAGCUUCACAGCUGCUCGACUAUGCUCAAGAGAGACAGCGCACACGAGUCCAGGCUGCCCUCCGGGAGCUGAGCUCCCCUGAUGCAUGUGCCGAGAUGCAUGAUGAUCUCAACGCGGGACGGCCCUUCUUUGUCAUAUCCUCGGCGUGGGAGCAGCAACUGUGCGACUUUUCCCAGAGCACGUCGCCCGAUGAAGUCUGCCCCCCUAUUGAUCAUCAGAAAUGGUUUGAUGAACAGGGUCGCAUCAAGGCCACUGUCGAUGACAUCUUGCGAGGCGGUGUGAGUCAAGUGACCGCCGCAUUUUGGGAAGAUAUGCUGG
Messenger RNA from Monosiga brevicollis MX1, 1471 nucleotides. RefSeq lists its product as uncharacterized. The transcript is spliced from 9 exons. The record is from RefSeq and is a predicted model, not a curated record. Gene Ontology annotation, molecular function: cysteine-type endopeptidase activity; cysteine-type deubiquitinase activity. Gene Ontology annotation, cellular component: nucleus; cytosol. Gene Ontology annotation, biological process: protein deubiquitination. NCBI's taxonomy places the organism in Eukaryota, Choanoflagellata, Craspedida, Salpingoecidae. The annotation marks the transcript as partial.